UUUAUCUUGCUGCAUGCUGGGAAUUGUAGUCCUAUAUUCUCCCAGUGCUUUUAUUUUCUGCAUUAGUCGUACAUUAAAUUAACUUCUGUUUAUUAAUGAAUACGGAUUCUGUAAACCAUCCCCUUUUUGGGGGCGCUUUCUCCACCGUGCUUCCGCCUUUUGUCCAAGAUGUUAGUGACCUGCGUGAAAUCCCGGAUAAUCAGGAGGUUUUUGCUCACUCGUGCACAGAUCAGAGCAUCAUUGUGGAACUUCUUGAAUAUCAGGAAGGGGUAUCUGAUACAGAAGCUGCCAGAUACCAUUUUGAAGAUGUGGCUUCCAGUAAUGAUGCAGAUGGGAAAUCAGAGGUUCUAAGUGUUCAGCCUCUGCCUUUGGCUCAGUUAUCUCUUACCAGCUGCACCAAUGCUUGGGCCCUGACCGGUCGACAACUGGUUGCUAAAUUCAACGAGCAGGCUUGUAACUUAGUCAACAUGCACCUGGCUUUGUUCCGACUUCCCCAGUAUUCAACAGACCUUCUGGUGACAUUCAACGAUCCUAUUGCUGUUAAUCCAGAUAGCAGUAGUGCCGUAAAUGGAUCUACUGAAACUUCUCCCACUCCAUGGACGUUGGAAGACUUCAACAAGUUCCUGUGCAAUUUGCAGCUUCAUAACCCAGACAUCUUUGGCUGAACUUCUACUCAAGGAUCAAUACUAUCUAUCUUUAUACCAUAAGUACAGGAACACAGUGAAAGAGUCAAGAACUUUUGUGGAAACAGUGACAUUAGAGUAGAUAAGGAUAAAAGGCAGAACUCGAUGGCCAUGGGGAACUAAAACAAUUGAUAUGGAAAUAUUUGGAGGUUAAGACACAGCUGAAAGGUAGAGGUUGGGAAAACAACAUCUAAUACAUGUAAAGGUUGGGGAACCUAAUAUGAAAAUACAGAACCUGUUAGACUGAUGGAUAGUAGUAAUGUAAAUAUUGUAUGUAAAAAUAAAACUACUUUUCUAUACCUA
This is a messenger RNA of Bombina bombina (fire-bellied toad), 986 nucleotides long. It is a transcript of the gene RANGRF, whose product is annotated as RAN guanine nucleotide release factor. The coding region runs from base 96 to 665 and encodes 189 amino acids. Gene Ontology annotation, biological process: protein import into nucleus; regulation of sodium ion transmembrane transporter activity; heart contraction. The transcript has 5 exons. Gene Ontology annotation, cellular component: nucleus. The record is from RefSeq and is a predicted model, not a curated record. Gene Ontology annotation, molecular function: sodium channel regulator activity; small GTPase binding; transmembrane transporter binding. Lineage: Eukaryota; Metazoa; Chordata; Amphibia; Anura; Bombinatoridae.